CGAGCCGAUCGGGUUCGAGCAAAACCCCCUCUUCUUCCCCCGAUCCUCAAAAACAGCGAGCGGCGCGCCAUGGCCGGCGGCGGUGACCUCCAGAGCGCGAAGAAGCGCAAGCGCGAGAACGCGGAGGGGAUCCCCAAGCGCAAACCGCCGCAGGCUAAGGGAGGGGAGAGCGGCGCGAAGCGGAAGGAGUACCACGGCGCCCGCGCGGGGCAUGGCGCCGCCGGCGAGGCUGUGGCGAAGAAGCAGCCGGUUACCGCCAGGGACAGGCGCCUGGCGGCCAAGGAAAUGGUGGAGUCCAGGAAGAUGAAGAGGAAGAGGCAUUACAGCCUUGAGAAGGAACUAACAAAACUAUGGGAAAAGAUGAGAUGUCACAAUGUGAGCAAAGAGGAGAGGUCCAAGCUAGUAAGUGAGGCUCUUCGUAAAAUGGACGGGAAGUACUUGGAUAUUGCUGGAUCCCAUGUUACUGCACGUGUUCUUCAAACAUGUGUGAAGUGGUGUUCACAGUCAGAGAGGGAUGCAAUUUUUAAUGCUCUGCAGCCACAUUUGCUCACUCUUUCCCGCAAGAAAUAUGCCGUUUUCCUUGUAAAGAAGCUCAUAAAACUCGCCACUAAAAAACAGUUCGCCUGGUUCAUCUCUACUCUUCAUGGCCAUAUUGCCAAACUUCUUCGUCAUGUUAUAGGAGCUGCAGUCGUCGACUAUGCAUUUCAGCGGGCAACACAACCUCAGAAAAGGCAGUUGUUAUUGGAACUGUACUCUACUGAGCUUCAGCUGUUCAAGGACCUGACUGUGCAAAGUUCUCGCAGUUUGUUAGAGACAAUUUCCAAGCUUGGAUUGCAGAAAUCAUCCGUCCUGCAGUAUAUGACUCUUGUGAUUCAGGCAAUUUUGGAGAAAGGUAUUGUUGAGUACUCCAUUGUACACACGGUCAUAUUGGAGUACUUUACAAUUGCAGAUAAGACCUCAGCCUCCGAUGUGAUUCGUCAACUAAUCCCCCUUCUCACUCAAGGAUCAUCAGUCAUAGAUGUAGAUGAAGCAUCAGUUGCCCCUGAACUACCAAACAAAACUAAAGAUAAGAAGAAAAGGCUGUCAGAACCACUUAUUGUUCGGAUCAUGCAUUCAAGGGAAGGAUUAAAAAUAGGGAUGAGCUGCCUCAAGCAUGGCAGUGCAAAGGAUAGGAAGAAGAUUAUUAAAAGUUUGAAGGGGCACGUUAUGAAGCUUGCUCUGAAUGAUUUUGGAUGCCUUUUCAUCACUUGCAUUCUUUCCAUUGUUGAUGACACAAAGCUUGUUUCUAAGAUUGUGAUUCAAGAGCUGGCAAAGCAUAUAAAACAACUCAUUUUUGACAAGAAUGGGAGACGACCAUUGCUGCAACUACUUCACCCUCUUUGCUCGCGUUAUCUUCCUCCAGCUGAUCUGGCUUGUCUGAGCUACAACGUGCCUUCUCUUAUUUCAAGGGAGGUUCAGGGUGAGGCAUCAGAGAGUGCUGCUGAAAUUAUCUCGGAAAAUAAGGUGGAUACUGUGGCUGAUAAAGAGCAUGGCAGUUUAGAAGGAACUCAGAUUGCAUCUGACAGCAAGAAGGAUCCAUCACAAAGGCGACAUGAAUUGUUGAUAAAAAAUGAGCUUGCUGAGGCUCUCAUCCAGUCUUGCAUUGAAAAUGUUGGGGAGUUACUUCGAACAAAUUUGGCAAAAGAUGUAUUAUAUGAGGUCGCAGUUGGUGGAAAAGACUAUAUUUUGGAGGGUAUCGCUGAUAGGAUCCACAUGUUGCAUGAUGCAAUAGCUUCUGAUGCAGCGCAACCGAAGACGGAAGAUAUUGAGCAUGCCUUUGAGAACUUCCAUUCCAGCCGUGUAAUCAGAAGAUUAGUAAUUGAGUGUCCUGCAUUUGCUGUCACUCUCUGGAAAAAGGCUCUUGAAGGGAAGUGCAAGAUAUGGGCUGAUGGACACAGUUCCAAGGUGGUUGCAGCGUUCCUGGAAUCUCCAAGUUCCAAGGUGAGGGAUCUUGCAAAAUCUGAGCUACAGCCGCUGGUUGAUACUGGCAUUCUGAAAAUCCCAGACCAUAAAGCAGUGGAGAAAUGACUUCUGAGCGUGGACCUUUUUGCAUCAAUUGCGGUACAAGCACAGGGGACAAGACAUCCAUUGUUGUGUAAUGGAUAGUUUUUUGUCAUUUCAUCACGUUAUGCCGAGCAAUUGUUGUCACUUGUUAAGAGUGGAAUGUACCAAUGAGUUUAACUUUCAAUGGUCUUGUGUACCCUGUCGGAUAAACCGGAUCAAUUUUGCUGUGAACUUAUCGUACUCAAGAUGCAAAUGUUCCUUUUUUGAGUUUA
Molecule: messenger RNA, 2315 nt
Organism: Phragmites australis (common reed)
Lineage: Eukaryota; Viridiplantae; Streptophyta; Magnoliopsida; Poales; Poaceae
Product: pumilio homolog 24
Exons: 17
Coding region: 70-2067 (665 amino acids)
Biological process (GO): regulation of translation
Cellular component (GO): nucleolus
Molecular function (GO): mRNA binding
Source: RefSeq, a predicted model, not a curated record